Molecule: messenger RNA, 1030 nt
Organism: Pogonomyrmex barbatus (red harvester ant)
Lineage: Eukaryota; Metazoa; Arthropoda; Insecta; Hymenoptera; Formicidae
Biological process (GO): intracellular signal transduction; phospholipase C-activating G protein-coupled receptor signaling pathway; DNA integration
Cellular component (GO): cytosol
Molecular function (GO): nucleic acid binding; protein serine/threonine kinase activity
Source: RefSeq, a predicted model, not a curated record
AUGGCACUUAUGCCGAGGCUGACCGCACCGCCACGUGCUGAAAAAUUUCACAACACGCCAGGCAUUUAUUUCGAAAAACCGGGGUUAAUGAAUCAGAUCUUAGAACACGCGAAAACUCAGAUCAAAAUUAUCAACGCCACAAUAGGGCACAUGGAUGCAUUGGAAAAAACAGUUAGUUACAACGAAAAUAUAUUGCGGAAUGUCACGGCACGAAUGGAGUUACAGCUUGCGAAAACAAGAGUACCGAACCUCAAUCCCACGGAAUUAUUACCAGUGACGUCGACGCAGAGUAGAACUUACGUUUAUAGAACCAGAGUUCCACGAAGUGAUCCUGCCGAAUUGGCAAUGUCGACAUCUUCACCGUUGCGGGAAAAGAACGUUGGACGUGCUAUAACAAAAAGAAGAGGGGCAGUUAAACAAAACAAAAUACACAUUGUACGAGGCCAUAAACUCGUGGCUAAGUUUUUUCGACAACCGACCUUCUGCGCUUUUUGUAAAGACUUUUUGUGGGGUUUUGGAAAACAGGGAUAUCAAUGCCAAGCGUGUCAAACUGCAGUGCACAAAAAAUGUCAUGAUAAGUUAUUAACUAAAUGUCCCGAGAGUGGACGAGAAUCAGAAAACACAAUAGAUCUUUAAAGCGUUAAGCUCUAACUAUUAAGGGUUUGGCAUUCCUUAUCUUCAAUACAAAAUUAUAGUUUGUACAAACACAAUAGUGUGCUUUUUAUAAUUUAAUCUUCGAAUGAGCCAACAUCUUAGUAACAUCUUCAGGGAAAUAGGAAGAGACGAGUCUGUUGCUUAGUCAACGUGUUCGCCGGACUUGUAUCCUGAUUUUUUUAUAGAGACAUGUCAAAUAUUUGAUAUACAUGAUUCCUACCUACACUCACAAUAAACUUAUCAAAAGAAUAAUGAUUGUAAUGUGCAUCGCAUGUAAUGUGAUCCAUAAUAUUGGAAUUUUACAGAGAAUGCAUGUCAGUUAAAAUGCACUGUAAAUACAAUACUUGUAAUGAAGUUGCAGUCGCUAUUUAAACAA